AUCAACAUGUGCGCGAGUGGUUCGGUUACUGAUUACAGGUGAUGUUAUAGUUUGUUUGUGAUAAGGCUCGGUUUCCAGCACAAAGUCCUGCCAGGUACAACAAGCCUGUAGGCUAUUUUGUUCACAUCCCUUCCAUCCAUCUUAGGACCACUGCUGCUUCUCAGGUUGGCAAUCCUUGCUAGAAACCACAGCAGCAUCAUGAGUGUAGAGUCCACCAAGCCACGUGAUGCUUGCUGCUCCAAGUUCAAGCUUUUUCUGGCCUCUAUGGCAUUCGCGUACUUUGCCAAAGCCUUUGGUGGUGCAUACAUGAAGAGCUCCAUCACCCAGAUUGAAAGGCGCUUCGACAUCCCCAGCUCACUUAUCGGGGUCAUAGACGGCAGCUUUGAAAUGGGCAACCUUUUGGUAAUAGCCUUUGUGAGCUACUUUGGUGCGAAGCUCCAUCGUCCCAGACUGAUUGCGAUUGGCUGCAUGAUCAUGUCUGUUGGGUCCUUCCUCAUUAGUCUACCACACUUUCUGCAGGGCCCGUAUAAAUACGAGACCAGCAUGAUUCACAAUACCCAGGUCAAUGGCACGGAGAGCAUCCUGCCGUGUUCGUCCAACCACAGUUUGACCGAUGUUGACGACACACCCGAUUUAGCAACACGAGCAGAUUGUGAGAAGGCCGCUGGUUCGUCCAUGUGGGUUUACGUGUUCCUGGGAAACAUUCUGCGUGGGAUUGGAGAAACCCCCAUCAUGCCCCUGGGGGUGUCCUACCUGGAUGACUUUUCCAAAGAAGAGAACACUCCUUUCUACUUGGCCUGCAUCCAUACAGUGGGAAUCUUGGGCCCCAUGUUUGGCUACAUGAUGGGAUCCUUCCUUGCCAAGAUCUACGUGGACGUUGGAUCCGUGAAUUUAGAUAGCGUGACCAUCAACUACAAGGACUCCCGCUGGGUCGGGGCCUGGUGGCUGGGCUUCAUCGCGACCGGCACAAUUAUCUUGCUCUCCAGUAUCCCCUUCUGGUUCCUGCCCAAGUCUCUUCCAAAGCAGGGGAAGGAGAAGGACCAGAGUAAAGGCCUGGAGCUCUGCACAGAGACAGAGCAGGAUAAUUUCCUCCAGGAUCAGGAAGAGAAAGAAGUUACAUUCCAGGAAAUGGCUAAAGAUUUCAUUCCAUCACUGAAGAGACUCUUCAGGAACAGCAUCUACUCCAUGAUGAUCCUCACCUACCUGGUGAUCGUCAAUGGCUUCAUCGGCAUGAUCACCUUCAAGCCAAAGUUCUUGGAGCAAAUCUAUGGCCAGUCGGCCUCCAAGGCCAUUUUCCUCAUAGGUAUCCUCAAUCUGCCAGCAGUGGCCUUAGGCGUCAUUACUGGAGGUUUUGUUCUGAAGCGUUUCAAGCUGGGCGUGAUUGGGGCAGCCAGGGUGUCCAUAACGGCGUCACUUGGCUCCUUUUGCCUGCUGGUCGUGCAGGUCUUCCUUCGUUGCGAGAACGCGGAGGUGGCUGGCCUCACUGUCACAUAUCAAGGAAUCCCUGAUGUGUCCUAUGAGCCGCAGACAUUGUUGUCACAAUGCAACGCCGGCUGCUCCUGCUCAAUGAAGCAGUGGGACCCAGUGUGCGCCUACAAUGGGAUGACGUAUCCUUCUCCCUGCCUGGCUGGGUGUGAGACCUCCACGGGCACUGGAAAGGAGAUGGUGUUCCAUAACUGUUCUUGCAUUACCGAAAUGAUCAGUCCAAGCCAAAAUACCUCAGCGGUGCUGGGCCAGUGCUCCAGGAAAAGCGACUGCGACCGGGUCUUCAAAAUCUACAUGGUUCUGUCCGUGGUGGGCUCCUUCAUAUCGGCGUGUGGAGGCACCCCUGGUUACAUUGUGCUGCUCAGGUCCAUACAGAAAGACUUGAAGUCUCUGGCUUUAGGAAUGCAGACGUUAAUCGUAAGAACUUUGGGUGGGAUACCUCCUCCUAUAUAUUUUGGAGCCCUAAUUGACCGGACUUGUUUGAAAUGGGGUACCAAGCAGUGUGGAGGCCGUGGCGCGUGCAGACUUUAUGAUGCAGACGCGUUCAGGUGGAUAUUCAUGGGGUUGAUUGCUGGACUAUACCUCCUGUCGAACAUGAUGUGGGGAGGCCUGUACUGCAAAAUUGUCCAGAGGCAGAAGAAAUUGGCAUUGAGGGAGCAGGCCAAAGAAAAUGGACUCGAGGGGAACAGUGUGAACGGACAUGCUAAUGUCAAUAUCGCUCUAAACAAAGAGGACACAGACCAAGAGAGCACCAUUUAAAUGAUGUGGUCAUGGUACAGCUAUCGCCACAUAUCCGCGGUUAGAUUUGCAAAUUUUGGGGGCGAACCCAUCUUCCGUUAUUCGCUGAAAAGUAACACGAUGACUUUGGCGCCUUCAGGUGGCAUCUUGGUGCCAAGAAAAACUAUUUCAAGUGAGUUGAGGAGCUUCAUUUAGACAAAAGUAGUCCUCAGUUGGUAAAAAAAAAAAAAAAAAACAUUUAAAAUAUAACAAAUAGGAAAGGGAGAGUGGCUUCUGACAUCCUGUGUUUCAUUGUGCACAGACUUGUUACAUCACAUGGACGAGUGAGUCAAGACGUCCCCAUUUGUACACCAUUCUUAACAUUUAUGUAAUUAGUGUUGAUAAUUUACAGAAUACAUAUUGAGUCAUUUGUCUUUGUAUAGUAACCAUAUACAGUGGGUACGGAAAGUAUUCAGACCCCCUUAAAUUCUUCACUCUUUGUUAUCUUACAGCCAUUUGCUAAAAUCAUUUAAGUUCAUUUCUCCCCUCAUUAAUGUACACACAGCACCCCAUAUUGACAGGAAAAAAAACCUGAGUUAAAUAUAUGAGUGUCACAGCAAAGGGUCUGAAUACUUAUGGCUGUGUGAUAUUUCAGUUUUUCUUUUUUAAUAAAUCAGCAACAAUUUCAACAAUGACCUUUUUUUCUGUCAAUAUGGGGUGCUGUGUGUACAUUAAUGAGGAAAAAAAAAGGAACUUAAAUGAUUUUAACAAAUGGCUGCAACAUAACAAAGUGUGAAAAAUUUAAGGUCGGAAAACUUUCCGUACCCACUGUAUAUUUUGUUCUGUAACGUCUUUUUGUACAAUUGUGUGGAUUGUUUCCUUAAAAAAGAAAAACAAAUACUACUGUUUUUCCCCAAUGUUGUUGUUGUUUUUUUAAAUUACUACCAUAAAUUUACCAUGAUA
Messenger RNA from Phyllopteryx taeniolatus (common seadragon), 3165 nucleotides. Its product is annotated as solute carrier organic anion transporter family member 1C1-like. The transcript has 14 exons. Gene Ontology annotation, cellular component: membrane. The coding region runs from base 199 to 2244 and encodes 681 amino acids. Gene Ontology annotation, molecular function: protein binding. NCBI's taxonomy places the organism in Eukaryota, Metazoa, Chordata, Actinopteri, Syngnathiformes, Syngnathidae. Gene Ontology annotation, biological process: sodium-independent organic anion transport; transmembrane transport. The record is from RefSeq and is a predicted model, not a curated record.